Molecule: messenger RNA, 1794 nt
Organism: Mycosarcoma maydis (corn smut)
Lineage: Eukaryota; Fungi; Basidiomycota; Ustilaginomycetes; Ustilaginales
Exons: 1
Coding region: 1-1794 (597 amino acids)
Biological process (GO): lipid metabolic process
Source: RefSeq, a predicted model, not a curated record
AUGAUAGAUUGCUUUGUGCCAGACGUUAUUCGACGCCUACUCAGUUGGCCUUCAGCAGUAACUGGCCAGAUGUCAUCUUAUCCGGAAGAAGCUGCACACCUCUUCGUGCCUAGCCCAAGUGCCCGACCUUUGCAUGUCUUGGCUGCAGCGGUUCCACCUUUGACCUACUAUGUCGCACUGUUUCUGUUACCUCCUCUCCCUUCAAAGACAUUUUCGUGCUCAGUUCGACGAGCUGCUUCGGUCGUCAGGACCAUGCUGGCUGCCAUAUCUGUCUACACAUUCGCAUCGCUUCCAUUCAAGUACUUCUACCCAGGAAGCGCAGUGCUGACCUAUCAACUGGGUCUAGUCGGCUUCUACGGAGCAUCACGUGUGCUCGACAUCUUCUUCCUCUCCUACCCACGCAUUCCCCGUCGCAUCUUCAUCGCAACAGCCGCCAAGAGCCAAGGUCGACAUUCCAACAUCAUCCAACCUUACACUGCGGCAAAAAAUGAGGAAUGGAAGACAGAGCCUCUUCCGAAAAGACUUAUCUCGUUUGAACGUGCGUGGUGGGCGCUUGACCUCAUGAUUAGUAUGCGGGGUAUUGGAUGGGACUUUGCUUCUGCAGAUGUACGUCACGACCCGCAUCCUUGGCAGCCUCCCAGUUCAGCCCAGCUUAGAAGAGCGUUCUUCAAGCUCUUGCCUGUCCUCGUCGGAUGUACUUGGAUGCUCCACCACAUGCAUCCCAUUCAGACGUCGACCUUUGACCCUUCGAUCUUGGACCUGGAUCCAGCGAGAAGGAUCAUGUUUGUCGCAGCUACCGGUAUUUCUUUAUAUACGCUCUUUGAUUUCGGCUAUACGCUGACGAGUGCAGUAGUCCUGCCCAUUCUACAUGAUGCUCCGGGCCCGGCGUCGCACCUUCAGUCCAUGCUCGGCGACAAGAUGAAAGGGAGAUCAGGUAUUCGCAUCACAAAGCUUCGAAGCACCCAGCCAGUUAGUGCUGAGUCAGAAACAGAGACCGACAACGAAGAAGAGGCAGCUGCAGUCUCCCAAUCACGGAUGCAGCAACAUGAGCAACUAAGUUUGCGAAACAUAGAUUUUUUCCCACUUCUCAAUCCUGCCGGUUUCACAAAGGCGACUACAGUACGACGUUUCUGGAGCUACGCCUGGCACCGACUGUUUGGUCGACCUUUUGGCAUCUAUGGCAUUCUUCCGUUCACCUACAUCGCCUACCUGCUGCAAGAUUUCUCGGAAGGAAAGCUAGACAAUCCCAAACGCAAGCAGUCAAGAAGAGAGAUCUGGCCAUCGUACCAUCCAGACCCCGUACGCUCCCUGGAACGUGGAAGAGCAGACUGGGCCAAAGUGCUCGGCGCAUUCACUGCCUCUGGCAUCAUCCAUGCCGUAUCUGAGCGCGCUGCAUUGGGCGGGAGAAUCGCCGUGCCCGUCACCAACAUUUGGCUCGCGAGAGAUCAUGCGAACGGAUUUGGCAGCGAACUACACAAGCCUUCGUUCGUCGAAUCAGGUGUCUUUAAGUUCAGCCCGUUGCAAUUUGUACCGCCCAUCUCAGGCGCAGGCGAGUUUAGCUUCUUCUUCCUCAACGGUGUUGCAGUUGUGGUGGAAGGUGCCGUGUCUAGAUAUGUUGAAAGGUACAGGAAACAAAAAAGCUCGACUGGAGAAUACUAUACCAUGUGGUACGAUCAGUACAUUUCAGUUGCUUGGACACUGUCGGUGCUCCUCUUCACAGGACAGGCUUUUGUUGAAGGAUGGAUCCGAAGCGGCAUUAGUAAAGAAAUUGGGCUAGUCAUGAGUAGAUUGUGA